AUGUCCUGGAACACUAUCCCCCAGUUCCUGUCCUUUGUAGCUAACCUCGACCCGGACGACGAUGAGCCUACCGGUCCCCCCCCAGGAUCCCCACCAACAUUGAAGUAUGAAGGUCCCUGGUUCAUCACCCAGAUCAUCUUCUCCACUACCAUUGGUUUGCUGUCCUUUCUUAUCUUCUCAUACUCUCGCACAAGGUGGCCCUUGGUCUUUGCUCCUCGGACAAAACUGACAGGGUUCUCUCCUCAUGAGGCGCAUGCGCACCAGGCUUUUUUUGGGUGGAUUCUCCCUACCAUUCGAACAUCUGAGUUUACUGUGCUUCAGAUAGUCGGUCUCGAUGCUGCCGUGCUCCUCAAUUUCUUUAAGAUGUCCUUCUACUUCUUCUCUGUAUGCUCUGUCUUUGCUGUACUUGUCCUCAUGCCUAUCAACUUGAAGAACAACAUCGACAUUGGUGAUGGCCACGAUGACGAAGACGGUUGGAACUCUGCCUCACCUUUAGAUCCACAGCCUCCACACGACUGGCUCGACCUCAUCAGCGACGCCAACUCUUACCUGUCCGUUCACCUGCUGUUCACAUAUCUCUUCACCAUCUUUGCUCUGUAUUUCGUCUACCAGAACUACAAACGCUUCAUUCGCGCUCGCCAGCUGUUCUCGCUUGAGCUCGUGCACUCGAUACCCGCUCGUACAGUCAUGGUCACACAUAUUCCUCCGCAUCUCCGUGGCGAGCGAACCUUAGCUGAAUAUUUCGAGAACAUGGGUCUGACCGUUGAGGGUGUCACCAUCUGCAGAGAGGUGGGGUCGCUGAAGAAGUUAUUGGACCUGAGGACAGCAGCUCUUUUCCGCUUGGAAGCUGCUUGGGUUAAGUACGUUGGAAACCCGUGCGUUGCAGAGCUUGGUCGUCCUGCGGAAGAGGAUACAGGACGAUUAGUCGACGUAGAUGAUGCGUCGGUGGAAGCUCAACCGGAGCAACUUGUGGUACCUAGCCGCAAACGGCCCACACUUCGCGUUGGCUGGUUUAAACGGAGGGUCGACGCCAUCGAUCACUUGGAGACCCAGUUCAAAGCCGCGGAUGAUAUGGUUCAGAAGCGCAGGAGGACUGGUAAAUUCAAAGCUACGCAUGUGGCGUUUGUGACGUUUGAGAAGAUGUCCAGUGCUCAAAUAGCGGCGCAGACUGCCCAUGCUCCAAAUCGCUCCGAGUGCAUAACACAUUUUGCGCCUGAACCACGUGACAUUGUGUGGUCGAAUAUCAGCCAUUCGCCUACCUCACUGCGAGUAAGGGAUUGGAUCGUGCGGGGCUCUAUGGGACUUCUCCUCUUUUUCUGGGUCAUUCCCAUCACCGGUCUCGCAAGUUUGAUGAGUUACAAGGAAAUUAAGAAAGCCAUGCCCUGGUUGGGGCAAUUGAUUGAUGCCAAUCAACAAAUACGGGCCAUCGUGCAGAAUUCGCUACCUUCCGUCGCCAUGAUUAUGCUCAACGCUCUGCUACCCUUUUUGCUGGAAGCACUUACCUAUGUCCAAGGAUUUCCUGCUCGCAGUCUCGUUGAAUACUCUCUACUCAAGAAAUAUUUCCUCUUUCUAUUGAUCAAUGUUGUCUUCAUAUUCCUUUUGGCCAGCACUUAUUGGCAACUUGUCAGGGAUCUGGCGAGCUCUCCGGCCAAAGGUAUUGAGAAGUUAGCUGAUGCGUUAGCAGCCGGUCAAGCCAGGCACUUCUUCUUGUCAUAUGUCAUUCUGCAAGGUCUCGGCAUCAUGCCUUUGCAACUGCUCAAUCUAGGAGUACUCGUUCCACGGGUGCUCUAUCGUUUGCUGAUCACUCGGACGCCUCGAGACUUCGCUGAGCUGAACGCCCCUCCAACGAUCAACUAUGGUGUCGUUUAUCCUCAAGCGAUCCUGAUCUUCGUUAUCACAUUGCUCUACAGUGUCAUUCAACCUCUCAUUCUCGUAUUUGGCGCCUUCUACUUCGGUGUCGCCUAUGUGGUAUACAAGUAUAAGUUGCUCUUCGUAUUCUACAAGCCUUACGAAUCGCAAGGACAAGCGUGGCCUAUCACAUUUGCUCGGCUGAUAUGGGGCGUAGUCAUCUUUAUAGUCUUCAUGACAGGCAUCUUCAUCCUGAAGAAGUCAUUCGUGCUGGCUACUCUCCUGGCUCCCCUCCUUGCUGGGACCCUGCUCUGGUCUUGGAAUACCUAUAAGAUUUUUCGCCCACUUAGCAAGUACGUGAGCUUGAGCUCCGUCUUCGAGGUCCAAAGAGGAGAAGAUUCAGCCGAGGUCGUACGGCUGCGGGCAGGACAUCCUGUCAGUUGGUCUCAGAGUAAUCUGAAUCGCAGACGCUACGCUCAGAACGAAGAAAUACUGUAUGUCGCGCCUGAGGACGAUCGAACCGACUACUCUCAACCCCCAAUGGCAAACUGGUACAGCGGUGUAUUAAACACAGGGAAAAGGAGGUACGGGCAUCCAGCGGUCAACGGCGUGCUUCCUUUUCCUUGGCUUCCCAUGAGACAUGGACAAAAAGUCGCGGACGGCAGUCGCACAGCUUCAGACAAUCCAAGUGUAGCCGUUGUGCUUACCUUGCGGAGGAAGUUCAGUGUGCUGCGCAAGGAUGACCCCCAAACCGAUCGUAGGAAUGACCCAAUCAACCGGAGUGCGGGCGAUGCUGGGGAAGGCGUGCUUCAGUACGGACAGCAGACAUCCGUGGAUGAGAUGACCCAGAAUCCGUGGCUAGAAAGGGAGCAGCGACGAUAUCCAGUGCGCACGCCUGCGAUGACGCGUAGGCUGAGCUUUGAUCAAGGCUCCGGCGUCAUCGUUCUGCCUGAAGGCGAAGACUGGUUGGAAGAAGAUGCUACUGAUUCGGAUGAAGAUCAUGGUCUUCCGGCCGUGCUCGCAGAUUCGCAACAAUCACAUCCAUCGCGUCAAGCGAGCGACGACCAACAAUCUGCUACGUUACCGGCAAGGCGGUAUAGCACAUAUUAUCACCACCCGGAACGACGUCGACAAACAUAUGCACGAGUGGGAUAG
Messenger RNA from Sparassis crispa, 3003 nucleotides. RefSeq names its product Calcium permeable stress-gated cation channel 1. The record is from RefSeq and is a predicted model, not a curated record. Gene Ontology annotation, molecular function: calcium-activated cation channel activity. The transcript has 15 exons. Gene Ontology annotation, cellular component: plasma membrane. Bases 1 to 3003 code for a protein of 1000 amino acids. Lineage: Eukaryota; Fungi; Basidiomycota; Agaricomycetes; Polyporales; Sparassidaceae.